Paramuricea clavata is the source of this 634-nucleotide messenger RNA. The record is from the annotation of a GenBank genome assembly. NCBI's taxonomy places the organism in Eukaryota, Metazoa, Cnidaria, Anthozoa, Malacalcyonacea, Plexauridae.
AUGUCUGAAUCAGAGUCAGAUCAAGAUUUAAAUGUGUCGCAGUACGAUGUAGAGGACGAUCUAAAUGCGUACGGAUCACCGACAUACAUGGCGCAAGAAGCAGCUGUUGGUGAGUCUAGUUCAACACAAGUUGAACAGGGUAGAACGCAAGUGAGUAUAAAUACCCUUAGUUUCCUCGUUGUUUGAUUUAUGAUAAAUAGUUUGAUAGAAUAAAUGCUCCGUAUAUUAUUUAUUGAUCAAGUUCGUUUCAUUUUAGUUUUGUAGUUGCAAAAAUAUGUGUAGCAAACGCAGCGGUAGAAAGCAACAGGGAUGCCGAGACGAGGAGCUCAAAUGUGCGGAUGGCUGCUCAUGUGGAACGAAGAAGGCAUGUUGUAAAAAUAAGCUUCAAGUGGGAACAGUAGCAGCUACAAAUGCGGGAAGAAAUGCUUUUGAGCGUCAUCAGAUCGCGGUAGAGGAAGCGAAACAGUUGGCAAAAAGGAUAAGGUAUUGCUUGAACUUCUGUCAAAUGGUAAAGGUAGCCUUGAUUAUGCCAAAAAUCUGGUGCAAUUUGGAGGAAACCCCCCCCCCCCCCAAUUCUUCCAGGGACAAGGCCACCAUGGUGUACAUGUGGGGUAUGUCAACCAAUGCCAACUGA